CCAGAAUCAGAGAAGAAGAAGAAGACGAGACUCUCUUCAAUUUUUCUAGGGUUUUGAUCUGUUGCCCAGAAGGAAAGAAACAGAGUCCAUAAUUGGAAGAGAUUAACGAGGAUUUGGACUCUAAUGACCACUGGGUUGCAUGAAUUCAAUCUGGCUUCAAGAAGAGCCGAAGAAGCAGCGGCGAGGAGGUUUCAAGCCGUGCAAUGGCUUAAAUCUGUAGUGGGUCAACUAGGUAUACCGAAUCAGCCAUCGGAGAAGGAGUUCAUUUCUUGCUUGAGAAAUGGUAUGAUUCUUUGUAAUGCAAUCAACAAGAUCCACCCAGGAGCCGUUUCCAAGGUUGUGGAGAACUACUCGUAUUUGAACGGAGAGUAUCAACUUCCCCCGGCUUAUCAAUAUUUCGAGAAUGUUCGGAAUUUUCUCGUGGCUCUAGAAACAUUGAGGCUUCCUGGAUUUGAAGCUUCUGAUCUUGAAAAGGAUAAUCUAGAGUCUGGAUCAGUGACCAAGGUUGUGGAUUGCAUUUUAGGACUUAAGGCAUACCAUGAGUGCAAGAUAACGAGCAAUGGUAAUGGGUUAUACAAGCACGUCAAAACGCCGACAUUUCAGCUCUCUGCGACUAAGAUUCAGCCUCUAAGUGCUUCCAAAACGUCUAGGCAUUUAGAUAUGUCCACAGUCCGUGAUACAAACGAUUGCACUGAUGGUGAAUCUGAUAAACUCAAAGAGAUAGCCAAGUUGUUUGCCGAUCAUAUUUUCAAUUCCAAGGAAAAUAUUGAUGAGAAUCUUAUUUCAUUAGAGAAUGGCACUGGGAAUCCUAGAGCAAACUUCGAGAAAAUCAUCUCAAGAUACCCAGAGCUUCAGUCAGUAUUCAAGAAUUUACUUAGCGAAGGUACUUUGAAACCACCAGAAUUAAAAUCAAUGCUUCUGGAGGAGUUACCUGUCCAUGAAGAAGACCAAUCCAGCAGAAGUCUCCUACACAAGACAAAUUGCAACCAUAAGCGUUUACUGAAAACACAAGAAAAGGAGCUUUCGGUUCUCAAGACCUUGUUUAUAAAAACGAAGCAGGAUUUUAAGGAAUUUCAGGUUCAUUUGCAAAGAGAUUUGAUGGAGCUAGGGAAUCAGAUGCAAGAGAUGUCAUCAGCAGCUCAAGGAUAUUACAAAGUGGUGGAAGAGAACCGAAAACUAUAUAACAUGGUGCAAGAUCUUAAAGGAAAUAUAAGAGUGUACUGCAGAGUUAGACCGAUCUUCAAUAGUGAAAUGAACGGAGUAAUAGAUUAUAUAGGGAAAGAUGGCUCUUUAUUUGUUUUGGAUCCAUCGAAGCCUUAUAAAGAUGCAAGAAAAACGUUUCAAUUUAAUCAAGUAUUUGGUCCAACAGCAACUCAAGAUGAUGUAUUCAGAGAAACGCAACCAUUAAUCAGAUCAGUGAUGGAUGGUUACAAUGUCUGCAUUUUCGCUUAUGGUCAAACUGGAUCAGGGAAGACAUACACAAUGAGUGGUCCUCCAGGUAGAUCAGCUACUGAAAUGGGAAUAAACUAUCUAGCUCUCAGUGAUCUCUUUCUGAUAUGUGAUAAAAGAAAGGAUAUGAUGACCGAGGAUGAUGGCUUGAGUCUUCCAGAUGCUACAAUGCAUUCUGUGAAUUCCACCAAGGAUGUCCUUCAGCUGAUGGAGGCUGGAGAAGUGAAUCGUGCAGUCAGUUCCACAUCCAUGAACAAUCGAAGUAGCCGGUCUCACAGUAUUUUUAUGGUGCACGUACGUGGGAAAGACACAUCUGGGGGAACCCUCCGAAGUUGCUUGCAUCUGGUGGAUCUUGCAGGGAGCGAGAGAGUAGAUAAAUCAGAGGUUACUGGAGACAGACUUAAGGAAGCACAGUAUAUCAACAAAUCUCUUUCUUGUCUCGGAGAUGUGAUUUCUGCAUUGGCUCAGAAGAAUUCUCACAUCCCCUACCGAAACAGCAAAUUGACUCUUCUACUUCAAGACUCAUUAGGAGGACAAGCCAAAACAUUAAUGUUUGCUCAUUUGAGUCCUGAGGAAGACUCCUUUGGGGAAACAAUCAGUACUUUGAAAUUUGCACAAAGAGUUUCAACAGUCGAACUUGGAGCUGCUCGUGCACACAAAGAGACUAGAGAGGUUAUGCAUCUCAAGGAGCAGAUUGAAAACCUGAAGAAGGCUUUGGGUACUGAAGAAAAUAAUAAUGUUUCCAACAGUGGAGCAAAGGAGGUAAAAUCUCCUUUCGGCAGGCCAUUUGCAACAACAGAGAGAACUCCUCCACGUCUCAGAAGAUUAAGCAUCGAAAACUGUAGCAACACAAAGGCAAACCUUGAAGACAGGAAAGGUAUUAAAUCACCUUUAGCCUCCCGUCGUGCACAAAGAUUGAGUUUGGAGGGACCAAAGUCCUGUAAAAACGAAGAAAACUGUAAAGGAGAUCCCACCAUGGAAGUGCACCAGCUCAAGAAUCCACGGAGUCCUCUAAGCUCUUAUCAAAAUCGAGCAGUGAAAGUAGAGGGCAGAACAAGCAUUCCUCAACUCCAGCUAUUGCAAACACCAGUUAAAGGAGCUUCCAGAAACGACAUACAGAUGAUUUCUGUGGAUUCUAGGACAAAUGGAAAAGGUUCACAAAUACGGAAGUCCCUGAGGACAAUUGGAAAGCUGAUCAAUGGUUCAGAGAAGAGGAAAGAGAACAUUCCUGCAGAUCCACGGUCACCAGUUGCGAAUAAUUUCAGUCAUAUAAAGUCCCCGGACACAAGCAACGCUAAGACUAUGCGACGGCAGUCACUCACAGGUGUAAUGCCACCAGGGCAAGAAAGAUCGCGUAGAUCCUCAAUAGGAGGAAAACCAAUUGAGAAUGGUGUAAAUGUAACUGAUACAAGAAAUGCCAAGACACCUCCACCUAUGCGUUCAGCAUCAAAGAUAGGGAAGAAAUGGGCAUAAAAAGCUAUUGAAGAAUUACAAGUUUUCUUGCUUUGGCUCGAAGCACAGUAUCUCGUUGAAAGUCUUUUCAGCAUCUACACUUCAGUUUCCAUUCAUUAGGAUGAAACUGUUUUUUCUUCUUCCUGAGUAAAUAAGAACUCAACUUUAGA
Arabidopsis arenosa is the source of this 3071-nucleotide messenger RNA. The record is from the annotation of a GenBank genome assembly. Lineage: Eukaryota; Viridiplantae; Streptophyta; Magnoliopsida; Brassicales; Brassicaceae.